This is a messenger RNA of Loxodonta africana (African savanna elephant), 5649 nucleotides long. RefSeq names its product dynein axonemal assembly factor 4 (gene DNAAF4). Bases 106 to 1371 code for a protein of 421 amino acids. The transcript is spliced from 9 exons. Gene Ontology annotation, molecular function: nuclear estrogen receptor binding. Gene Ontology annotation, biological process: epithelial cilium movement involved in extracellular fluid movement; heart development; outer dynein arm assembly. The record is from RefSeq and is a predicted model, not a curated record. Lineage: Eukaryota; Metazoa; Chordata; Mammalia; Proboscidea; Elephantidae.
CCAGGCUUGACCCGGAAGGGCUAGCACACGGUGACCCCAGCUUCCCUAGCAACCGAUCGGGCGCGGGCAGCAACCAGCUGCGCCUUACGUUCGGCCGCCGCCGGGAUGCCCCUUCAGGUUAGCGAUUACAGCUGGCAGCAAACGGAGACUGCAGUCUUCCUGUCCGUGCCGCUCCGGGGCGUCUGCGGGAGAGACGCCGAUGUGUUCUGCACCGACAGCUAUUUGAAGGUCAACUUCCCUCCAUUUUUAUUCGAGGUGUUUCUCUAUGCUCCCAUAGAUGAUGGGAGCAGCAAAGCCAAGAUUGGGAAUGAUACUAUCGUCUUUACCUUGUACAAAAAAGAAGCAGCCAUGUGGGAGAGCCUUUCCUUAUCAGGUGUUGACAAAGAGAUGAUGCAGAGAAUAAGAGAAGAAUCUAUUUUACAAGCACAAGAGACAGCGAAAGAAGCUGCAGAAGCAAAAGCUGCAGCAAAGCGGGAAGAUCAGAAAUAUGCUCUGAGUGUCAUGAUGAAGAUUGAAGAAGAAGAGAGGAAAAAAAUAGAAACUAUGAAAGAAAAUGAACGGAUAAAAGCAACUAAAGAAUUGGAAGCCUGGAAAGAACGUCAAAAGAAAGCUGAAGAACAAAAAGAAAUACAGAAAGAAGAGAAAUUACAUCAACAAAAAAAGCAAAUUGAAGAAGAAAGGAAAAAAAUUAAGAGUAAAAAAUGUCUUACUAGAAAUUUGGCAUCUAGAAAUCUUGCCACAAAAGGCAGAAAUUCAGAAAAUAUAUUUUCUGAGAAGUUAAAGGAAGCCAGUGUUCCCCCUCCUCGCUCUGUGGGCACUGUUCAGAUCAGCUUUACCCCUCGGGUGUUCCCCACAGCUCUCCGAGAAUCACAGGUAGCAGAAGAAGAGGAGUGGCUGCACAAACAAGCAGAGGCACGUAGAGCAGUGAAUACUGAUAUUCCUGAACUUUGUGACUUAAAAGAUGAAGAAAAGAACCCAGAAUGGUUGAAGGACAAAGGAAACAAAUUGUUUGCAACAGAAAACUAUUUGGCAGCUGUUAAUGCAUACAACUUAGCCAUAAGACUAAAUAAUAAGAUUCCAUUAUUGUAUUUGAAUCGGGCAGCUUGCCACCUAAAACUGAAAAACUUGCACAAGACCAUCGAGGAUUCUUCCAAGGCACUGGACUUACUGACACCACCUGUUGCAGACAAUGCUAAUGCGAGAAUGAAAGCCCAUGUAAGGCGGGGAGCAGCAUUCUGUCAGCUGGAGCUGUACGUAGAAGGCCUGCUGGAUUAUGAAGCUGCACUGAAGAUUGAUCCAUCCAACAAAACUGUACAAAAUGAUGCUGAGAAGAUUCGGAAUAUAAUUCAAGGAACAGAACUAAAAUCCUAAUGACUUCUAGAGGCAACUAGGUAUGAUUUUACAUUGUUAAAAAAUAACUGGAGGCAUUAGGGAUCUCUACAUACUACAGCUGGUUGUGCAGAAUCAAUUUUCAUUUUUUUCUUCUUUAUGUUAACACAUACCUUAAUUAUAUAUUUUUUCUAAUUGAACUGAAUUUGCCCUUGUAACUAACAAAUAUUUGUUACUGAUUAAUUUUUAACAAUGUGAAAUUUUCAAAUAAAAGAUUGUGUUUAUAAAGUAUUUUUGGAUUUUAUUAAAUAUACUUUUUCAUUAUCUGAAUGGUAGGCUUUGGUAUAAUCAAUCCUGAUAGGCUUUUACUUAGUUGCCAAAUGCAUAGAAUAUUUGUGUUCUUUUUUAAAUAAAUGAAUACCUUCGCCACCAUCUGUAUGAGGUUAGACCAAAUCAGCUUAGUGAAAUAAGUGUUUCGAAAACCUUAUCUUUGACUGUAGUUAUAGAAUGUUGAUCAUACUUCAUAACACUAUCUGGUGAAGGUAAGUUUUCUAGUACCUGUAAGUAGACCAGGAGAGAACAAGGCAGCACAGGACGAGAUGUGAAGUAAGGACAUCGUGGUGUCCGCUUUGCAUUGCACCACCGGUUAUGUUGUGUCACUGGGAGGUGAUGCAAGCAUUAAGCACAACAGUGCAGGUUCCUUUUUGCAUGUAGUCGUUGUCACAGUUCACAGAUUGUAUUUAAAGGAGUUUUAGGAAAACAAAACUGGCGAUGAGUUUUUAUAGGAUUUUAUCAUGUUGCCAUUCAAGUGGAUCAUAAAAGCAUCCCCAUUUACUUUUUUUAAAAACUAUUGUAUUUUUGGUGAAAAUGUACACAGCAAAACACGUUCCUGUUCAGCAGUCUACACAUAAUAUUUGGUAACAUUGAUUACAUUCUUCACAUUGUGUGAAGAUUCUCAUUUGUGUUCUGGCUGUUUCACUCCCAUUAAACUUAGACUCCUGCCUGUCCCCCGACCCCCAACCAUCUCAUCUGUGCUUUCCAGUAACUGUUGUCUGUUUGGCCUCACAGAGAUAUUUUUGUGAAAGAGUACAAUACUGAAGGGUGGCAUUUUUAAUUUAUUGAGCUAAACUACUAUUCAGUUUAAAGUUUACUUCCAGGAAUAGUUUUGCUUCAAGGUUUAAAGAGUAUCUCAAGGCAGUAGUCGCAAGGAUUCUUCUAGCCUCAAUGGGUUCAGUAAGUCUGGCCCCUUUAAAAAUUUGAAGUUCGUAAUUUAGGUGAAGGGAAAGACAACACACAAUACAGGAGAGGUCAGCACAACCUGAGUAAACCAAAAUCAAAGAAGUUUCCUGAAUAAACCGAAUGCUUCGAAGGCCAGCAUAGCAGGGGUGGAGGUUUGGGAACCGUGGUUUCAGGGACAUCUAAGUCAACUGGCAUAAUCAAACCUAUUAAGAGAACAUUCUGCAUCCCACUUUGGAGAGUGGCGACUGGAGUCUUAAAUGCAAGCAAGCGGGCAUCUAACAUGCAUCAAUUGGUCUUAAACCACAUGGAUCAAAGGAGAAUGAAGAACACCAAAGACACAGGGUAAGUAUGAGCCCAAGAGUAAGAAUGGGUCACGUAAAUCAGGGACUACAUCAGCCUGAGACCAGAAGAACUAAAUGGUGCCUGGCUACAACCGAUGACUGCCGUGACAGGGAACACAACAGAGAAUCCCUGAAGAAGCAGGAGAGCAGUGGGAAUGCAGGCCUCUAAUUCUCGUAAAAAGAUCAGACUUAAUGGUCUGACUGAGACUAGAAGGACCCUGGUGGUAACCGUCCCCAGACCUUCCGUUAGCCCAAGACAGUAACUAUUCCCAAAGCUAACUCUUCAGAUGGGUUGGUCUGGACUAUAAGACAGGAAAUGAUACUGGUGAGGAGUGAGCUUCUUGGAUCAAGUAGACACAUGAGACUAUGUGUGCAGCUCUGGUCUGGAGGGGAGAAGUGAAGGCCAAGGGGUACAGAAGCUGGCUGAAUGGACACGGAAAUACAGGGUGGACAGAAGGAGUGCACUGUCUCGUUAGGGGGAGAGCAACUAGGAGUAUAUAGCAAGGUGUAUAUAAGGUUUUGUAUGAGAGACUGACUUGAUUUGUAAACUUUCACUUAAAGCACAAUAAAAAAAAACUUCAAAGCAAAAUAAAAAAAUUUUUUUUGAAGUUUGAUUCCAUAUUUUUCUCCCUUUCUAUCAGGACACAUCUGUUGUAUCCCCAAUCAGAACAUUUGGUAGUGGUAGCCAGGCACCAUCUAGUUCUUCUGGUUUCAGGGUAGAGUAGGCAGUGGCUCAUGGAGAUAAUUAGUCCUGGAGUCUGGUUCCUACUCCAGUUCUUGGAUUUCCUUCUUUUUCUUUUGCUGCAGAUGAAUAGAACCCUUUAGUGAUAUCUUACCUGGCCGCUCGUAAGCUUUCAAGACCGCAGACACCACCCACCAAAGUACAAAGUAGAGCUUAAACUUUAAGAGCUGUAUUAUGCCUGUUGACUGGAUUGUCCCCUGAGACCAUGACCCUAAUUCUUCAAACCAAGAAAACUAAUCCUGUGAAGUGACUGGUUGUAUCUAAGUAGUAUCAGUAUUUGCAGCCCCUUUUAUUUUAUUUUGCUUUUUUUGUGGUUGUUGCAAAAUUACAUGUAACGUGGCAUUUGCUAAUUCCUCGUUUUUAUUGUGUGUAACUUAGUGGCAUCAAUCGCAUUAGUUAAGGUGUGCAAACUUCACUCACGUUCAGCGUCACCUUUCCCAUCACCAGAAAGAGAAUGAUGCCCCUCUCCCCUCCCUGCUCCUGGCAACCACCAAAGAACACUGUUGUUGUUUCCCUGUCAAGUCAAUUUUUGAAUCCUAACGACCCCAUGUUACAGAGUAGAACCGCCGCGUAGGAUUUCCUAAGCUGUAAUCUUGAUGGCAGCAGGUUGCCAGAUCCUUUCUCCCAUGAAGCCACAGGGUGGAUUUGAACUGCCAGCCUUUGGGUUAGCGGCUGAACAUAUAACCGCUGCACCACCAGGUCUCUGUAUGUUUGCCUGUUCUUGUCAUUUCAUAAAAGUGAGAUCAUGUAGUAUUUGUCCUUUUGUGAUUGACAUAUUUCGCUUGGCAUAAUGUCUUCCAGGUUCAUCCAUGUUGGGAGAUGAUUUGGGCCAUUCCCUUUUUUUUAAUGCAACACCUUUUUGAAUAAGAAUAGCAUAGUACAGUCACCUUGAAAAUUUUACUUCUAUAAAGCAGUUUUUGAUAACUUCUGUAGCAGUUGUGUUGAGUUAUCAGACUUUCUGAUGAGGCAGGAUUGCUUUUUCUUAUGAUCAGCCCUGGUUUGUUUGUUUAUUUUUAAAAAUAAUGUCACCCAAAUAAAGAUGGGCUUCCUUCUGGUGAAAAUUUUAAUCAUUUCUCGAACUGUCUUACCCAAACACCAAAAGGGAGUUCUAUUCAACAAAAAAUAUUCUUUUCAGUCCUUUAAAAAAACACAGCUACCCAAAAACAUCUCCACAAACCUCCUAGGCAUCUUUCUCACUCUGACCUUAAAACUGUUUUGAGCUGGCAGUUCCCUUUCCUUUGUAAGACUGAUCAACCCAGUCUUUUCUCAGGCUCUUCCUUUACCAUCCCAGUUAAUAAAUAAAAGACUACCCAAUAUUUACUCUAAGGGCAAAGAAUUCUUUUUUAUGAGAAAGCAGAGGAAAGGAAAAUCUUAAGUAGUUAUAUAUUAAUAUGUUUGUCCCUAUCCCCUAAAUAAAAUCUUGGUGUAAACGCAACAGACACUCAUUUGUAUUCAUGAGGUACUUGACCUCUUUUGAGCAAUCUCUUACGGUCUGCAAGGGACUUUUGGAUUGAAGUGGUGAUAAAGUUAAAAUAAUGAUACGGACAUUCCAAUUUCCUUCAUGAUAAAAACAUUCUUCCCAAAUAAUGGUGCUACCGUUGUUGUUGUUAGGUGCCGUCGAGUCGGUUCCGACACAUAGCGAUCCUAUGAACAACAGAACAAAACACUGCCCUGUUCUGCACCGUGCUCAUGAUCGUUUUAUGCUUGAGUGCAUUGUUGCAGCCACUAUGUCAGUCUAUCUCACGGUUGAGGGUAUUUCCUCUUUUUCACUGACUCUCUACUUUACCAAGCAUGAUAUCCUUCUCCAGGGACUAGUCCCUCCUGAUAAUAUGUCCAAAGUAUGUGAGAUGAAAUCUUAACCAUCCUCACUUCUAAGGAGCAUUCUGGCUGUACUUCAUCCAAGACAGAUUUGUUCAUUCUUUUGGCAGUCCAUGGUAUAUUCAAUAUCCUUCACCAAUACCAUAAAGGCAUCGAUUCUUCUUCAGUCUUCCAUAUUCA